CCUUAUGAGGUCUUUCUCACAAACAGAGAAAUUCAUUUGUCAUCCAAUUCGGUUCUAAAAGAGUGAUAAUUCAAAACAUUCUAUUAAAGUAAGUAGAAUUCAAUUGUCCCUCAACAUGGAAUCCCUUUCCCAGACCAUGUCCGUCGAGGCCAUUGCCGCCAUCAAGGCAAAGCGCUUGGCCAUGAAGCGUCAGGACAAGGACGCCAUCGCGAAUUCCAAGCGGCUGCUAAGGGCGGAGCAGCGCCAGGUUGACGAGCAUCAGGUGGAGGUGUGCAGGAAGGCAAUGGAACGGGAGCGGCAGAACGUUCCCUACGAAGAGAAACUGCUGGGCGAAAAGGACCUAUCCGGCGUACUGCGCACCCUGGCGCUUGUCUACGAUAUUGGUGCACGUCGUUUUCUGCCCAAGCACAGUGGUCAACCCGACGAAUCUCCAGAGCCCGAAAAACUACCAAAAGCUCCAAAGGUGUCGUCGAAAAAGAAACGAUAUAAAGAGCUAUCUUUGAAAUACAAUCGCUACGAUCAGGAGAAAUUCCUCAAGGACCAAGAAGCCUUUGGCAUCAAUCCGCUGGGUAGUAAUCUAAAGAAGAGGAAAUUCAAUAAGGAUCUUGGAGAGGACCAUGAAGAGGUGUCUAGCAAGAGGAUCGCCAAGGAGACUGACAAGAAGAGCAGCAAGAGGAGCAGCAAGAAGACCAGCAAGGAGUCCAGCUUAGAGGCUACCUCAGAUGAGCGACCUUCAUGCAGUCGCCGGCAUACCACUGCCGAGAAGGGCAGACGCCGCUCUUCGAAUAAUAAACCCAUCAUCGUGGUGCCGGCGGCCCUGACCAGCCUGAUUAACCUGUACAAUGCCAAGCAACUGCUGCAGGAGAUGCGCUAUGUGUCGGUGGACCAGGUCCGCAAGUCGGGUGUCCAGCCCACCGAAGAGGUUGUCCUAGAACGCCUUGUUCAGGGUGAACUUGUGCGCUAUCGGGUGAUUGACAACGUGAAGCGUCUGAAGCCCGAGGAGUGGCAGCAUGUGGCUGCUGUAUUUGCCAUGGGACCUCAGUGGCAGUUCAAGGGUUGGCCCCACGGUGGCGAUCCAGUAGCCAUUUUCCAUGAGGUCUGCGCCUUUCACUUGCACUUCAAGAACACUGCGCCGAGCAAGGAGCUGCGCAACCUGAAGGUGAACAUGCUCGCUCUGCCGCAGCACGAACGUCACUUGGACUGUGGCAUCAUGAAGGAGUUCUGGGAGAAGCUGGACCAUCACAUCGCCGUGCGGGCCAAACAGUUUGCGUUUAUGAAGCAGAAGUAGGGCCUUUUGCAAACACAUAGAGGCAGAGAUAAGCGGGAAAAUCAAUAAAUGAAAUUGAAUAAGCCAGAACAAAGGACGAAGGACAAAGACACACACACACAGACACGGCUCGGCGCAUCACGGCACACAUGGGGCGGUCUUUCGAUAAUAAAAAGU
Messenger RNA from Drosophila serrata, 1444 nucleotides. Its product is annotated as parafibromin. The record is from RefSeq and is a predicted model, not a curated record. Gene Ontology annotation, molecular function: RNA polymerase II complex binding. NCBI's taxonomy places the organism in Eukaryota, Metazoa, Arthropoda, Insecta, Diptera, Drosophilidae. Gene Ontology annotation, cellular component: Cdc73/Paf1 complex. Gene Ontology annotation, biological process: positive regulation of transcription elongation by RNA polymerase II; transcription elongation by RNA polymerase II.